AUGUCUUCAGUUUGGUCUGAAUAUACAAUUGGUGGGGUGAAGAUUACCUUUCCUUAUAAAGCUUACCCAUCACAGCUUGCUAUGAUGAAUUCUAUUGUCAGAGGAUUAAAUAGUAAGCAACAUUGUUUGUUGGAGAGCCCUACAGGAAGUGGGAAAAGCUUAGCCUUACUUUGUUCUGCUUUAGCAUGGCAACAGUCUCUUAGUGGGAAGCCAGUGGAUGAAAGCUUAGAUAAAAAAGCUGAAGUACCAUCAUCAUGUUGUUGUGUAUGCCAUUCAAAGAAUUUUACAAACAUUGACUUGAGCCAAGGAACUUCACAUCAUUUCAACAGUCCAAGUACACCACCUUCUGAAAGAAAUGACACUUCAUCAACUUGUCAAGACUCUCCUGAAAAAACUACGCUGGCUGCAAAGCUAUCUGCCAAGAAACAGGCUUCCAUAAAGAGAGAUGAAAAUGAUGAUUUUCAAGUAGAGAAGAAAAGAAUUCGACCCUUAGAAACCACACAGCAGAUUAGAAAGCGUCAUUGUUUUGAAAAGGAGGUACAUCAUUUGGAUUCAAAAGUUGCUUCAGGAAAGACCACAAAACUCAACUCUCCAUUAGGAAAGAUAAACUCCUUUUCUCCACAAAAUCCCCCUGGUCACUGUUCCAGGUGUUGUUGUUCUACUAAACAAGGAAGCAGUCAAGAUUCCUCAAAUACCGCUAAGAAGGAUCAUGGGGGGAAAUCCAAGAUACCCAAAAUAUAUUUUGGGACACGCACACACAAACAGAUAGCUCAGAUUACUAGAGAGCUCCGGAGGACAGCGUACUCAGGGGUCCCAAUGACUAUUCUUUCCAGCAGGGAUCAUACUUGUGUCCAUCCUGAAGUAGUAGGUAACUUCAACAGAAAUGAAAAGUGCAUGGAAUUGCGGGAUGGAAGAAACGGCAAAUCCUGCUAUUUUUAUCAUGGUAUACAUAAAAUUAGUGAUCAACACACAUUACAGACUCUUCAAGGAAUGUGCAAAGCCUGGGAUAUAGAAGAACUUGUCAGUUUGGGAAAAAAACUAAAGGCAUGUCCAUAUUACACAGCACGAGAACUAAUAGAAGAUGCUCACAUAAUAUUUUGUCCUUACAACUAUCUUCUAGAUGCACAAAUAAGGGAAAGUAUGGAUAUCAAUCUAAAAGAACAGAUUGUCAUUUUAGAUGAAGCUCAUAACAUUGAAGACUGUGCUCGGGAGUCAGCAAGUUACAGUGUAACAGAAGUUCAGCUUCGGUUUGCUCGAGAUGAACUAGAUAGUAUGGUCAAUAAUAAUAUAAGGAAGAAAGACCAUGAACCUCUACGAGCUGUGUGCUAUAGCCUAAUUAAUUGGUUAGAAGCAAAUUCUGAACAUCUUAUGGAAAGGGAUUAUGAAUCAUCCUGUAAAAUAUGGAGUGGAAGUGAAAUGCUCUUAAAUUUACACAAAAUGGGCAUCACCACUGCUACUUUUCCCAUUUUGCAGGGACAUUUUUCUGCUGUUCUUCAAAAAGAAGAAAAAGUCUUACCAAUGCAUGGUAAAGAGGAGGCAAGAGUAGUACCGAUUAUUAGUGCUUCAACUCAAAUAAUGCUCAAAGGACUUUUUAUGGUGUUUGACUAUCUUUUUCGGCAAAAUAGCAGAUUUGCUGAUGAUUAUAAAGUUGCUAUUCAACAGACUUAUUCUUGGAUAAAUCAGAUUGAUACUUCAGAUAAAAAUGGAUUCUUUGCUCUAGCAAAAAAUAAGAAACGUUCAAGACAGAAAAUUGCAGUUCAUGUGCUAAACUUUUGGUGCUUAAAUCCAGCUGUGGCCUUUUCAGAUAUUAAUGGCAAAGUUUGGACAAUUGUUUUGACAUCUGGGACAUUAUCACCAAUGAAAUCCUUUUCAUCAGAACUUGGUGUUACAUUCACUAUCCAACUGGAGGCUAAUCAUGUCAUUAAUAACUCACAGGUGUGGGUGGGCACCAUUGGGUCAGGCCCCAAGGGUCGGAACCUCUGUGCUACCUUCCAGCACACAGAAACAUUUGAGUUCCAGGAUGAAGUGGGCGAACUUUUGUUAUCUGUGUGUCAGACUGUGAGCCAAGGAAUUUUGUGUUUCUUGCCAUCUUACAAGUUAUUAGAAAAGUUAAAAGAACGUUGGCUCUACACUGGUUUAUGGCAUAAUCUAGAGUUGGUGAAGACAGUCAUCGUAGAACCUCAGGGAGGAGAAAAAACUGAUUUUGAUGAAUUACUGCAGGUGUACUAUGAUGCAAUCAAGUACAAAGGAGAGAAAGAUGGAGCCCUCUUGGUAGCAGUUUGUCGUGGUAAAGUGAGUGAGGGCCUGGAUUUCUCAGAUGACAAUGCCCGUGCUGUCAUAACAAUAGGGAUUCCUUUUCCAAACGUGAAAGAUCUACAGGUUGAACUAAAGCGACAAUACAAUGAUCAGCACUCAAAAUUGAGAGGUCUUUUACCUGGCCGUCAGUGGUAUGAUAUUCAAGCAUAUAGGGCCUUAAACCAGGCCCUAGGUAGGUGUAUUCGACACAAAAAUGAUUGGGGAGCUCUUAUUCUAGUGGAUGAUCGUUUCAGGAGUAAUCCCAGUCGAUAUAUAUCUGGACUUUCUAAAUGGGUACGGCAGCAGAUUCAGCACCAUUCAACCUUUGAAAGUGCACUGGAGUCCUUGGCUGAAUUUUCCAAAAAACACCAGAAGGUCAUUGAUGUAUCCAAAGAGGACAGAAAGUUUAUACAGGACAGUGAGUCUACACUUGAAGUGACCCAUUUGAAGGACAAUAGUCUAACUUAUUUAUCAGAAGCGGCAAGUCAUCUAGCACCAGAAAAUCCUGGGAAAGGUGAAGCAAAAAUGUGUGUCCAAGAACGACAGUGUCCUACAAUAACUAAAAGUCCAUCUCUACCAAGAGGUAUCAUUUCCAGAAAGGAAAGAGAUGAUCCUGUAUUAUUGGAAGAGUCUGCCCAGGCAGUGAAAGCAGAAAAAAUUGUGAUUUCCAGAUCCACAAGCCCAACCUUCAACAAACAGACAAAGAGAGCUAACUGGUCUAGCUUUAAUUCUUUGGGACAUUAUCUUACUGGUGAAAUUCUGACUGCAGCACCUAAGUUCAGGUCACCAGAGGACUAUACCUCCAGUGUCUCCACUUUCAAAACAGAAAAGGGAUGUAAAACAGUUUUGCCACUCAUUGAUAAAUGUGAGUCCUCAUCUCUGAUGGUAAACGCAUCAUUUGGACCAUGCCCUCAAUCAGAAACUACUAUUUCAUCAAUAAAGAUUGAUUCUAAUCUUCUUAAAAAAAAUGAUUCCAAACAGCUGUCCUGCUGUGAAGAAGCCCUGGAUCCGGACAUUGAAUUGUCUCUAGUUGGUGAAGAAGCUGAACUUUCCACUUCACACACAGCUUCUGAAACAGAAGCAGGGGAUGAAUCUAUCUAUUUUUCACCUGAGCUAUAUGAUCCUAUGGAUACAAAUGAAGAGAAGAAUGAUCUAGUUGAAAGUGAUAGAGACAAUAGAUUGGCUAAUCAUUCCAAUCGCAUUUUAGUUGAAGAUCUUUUUGAAAUUAGAACUAUGAAAGGAGUGGAUUCAGUCCAAGAAAUGAAAGCUGAGGAUUGCACAGACACAAAGUUGAAUAGACUCAUGCAUAUUAAAGAAAGUAAAAUCGAUAACAUCGGUAGUUGUAAUGUAAAAACAACUCAUAUAAACGAAUUGGAACUGGGGAAAACUUGUGAAACAGAUACAAAGAAUUUUAAACAGUCUCCUUCCAAAAAUAAAGGUGUGUUCCCUGGUGUUAGGUAA
This is a messenger RNA of Odobenus rosmarus divergens (Pacific walrus), 3756 nucleotides long. RefSeq names its product BRCA1 interacting protein C-terminal helicase 1 (gene BRIP1). Gene Ontology annotation, biological process: double-strand break repair involved in meiotic recombination; nucleotide-excision repair. NCBI's taxonomy places the organism in Eukaryota, Metazoa, Chordata, Mammalia, Carnivora, Odobenidae. Gene Ontology annotation, molecular function: DNA helicase activity; DNA binding; hydrolase activity, acting on acid anhydrides, in phosphorus-containing anhydrides. Gene Ontology annotation, cellular component: nucleus. The record is from RefSeq and is a predicted model, not a curated record.